UGAGCUGAGACAUCUCUGCACAACAUUCCUUUUGGAAAGGAAUGCUUCAUGCUUGCCUGCUCUCCUGCCACAUUCAGAUUGCACCAUACUGCAUUCCUUCCACUUCCUCAUCCUUCACUCCUCCUCCUUACUGCCAUAAGUUGCCAUCUUACGAGAAUGGUCAUGCCGGGCUCUAUCCAUUUUAUUGCCCUGUCAAUCAAUCACGACAGAUAUAGGGGGAUCAGUGCACUCUGUCGCGCCAACUUCCGUUUCUGAUUCGUCUCUGAAUGCUGAACUGAAGCAUGCUUUAGCAAUGAUGUCUCAGAACUGAAACCUUGGAUUUAGACCUUUAAUGUGCCACCAACAUGACUUAGUUCAGCUUGCCACGCCUCUACAAACUUUCUGUACAUCAGCCUUUCUCAUAUAUGCAGGGUUUGCUUUCGUUUACUUUGAGGAUGAGCGUGAUGCUGCAGAUGCCAUUCGUGGUGUGGAUAAUAUGCCAUUUGGUUAUGACAGGCGUAGGUUGUCAGUGGAGUGGGCUAAGGGAGAAAGGGGACGGCUUCGAGAUGGUUCUAAGUCGGUGGCGAACCAGAGGCCCACUAAGACUCUUUUUGUUAUCAACUUCGAUCCCAUUCGCACAGGAGUUCGUGACAUAGAAAGACACUUUGAAUCUUAUGGGAAGGUUCUUAAUGUUCGUAUACGUCGGAACUUUGCAUUUGUGCAGUUUGAGACUCAAGAGGAGGCUACAAAAGCUCUGGAGUGCACUCACAUGAGCAAGAUAUUAGACAGAGUUGUCUCAGUUGAAUAUGCUUUGAAGGAUGAUGGUGAGAGGGAUGAGAGAUAUGGCAGCCCUAGAAGAGGAGGUCAUGGUCGGCGUGCGGAUAGUCCAUACAGGAGGUCACCUAGCCCGCUGUACCAUCGGCGAUCAAGUCCUGAUUAUGGUCGAGCUCGAAGCCCAGUGUAUGAUCGAUACAGCGGUCCAGCUGGCCCAGCUUAUGACCGUCAGAGGAGUCCAGAGUACGGCAGAUACCGCAGCCACUCUCCUGUUCGAAGAUCGAGAACUUGAAGGUCCUCGAGAAGCUGAGUAGAAUGUGGAGAUUAAACCAAAUAGAUAGCUGCAGACUUGUUACUUGUCUAGUUUUAGGGACUUUUUGUGGAGAAUAUUUCCGUAAUGUUACUGUAGUGCUGGUCCUGCUUGUUGCACUUAAAUGAUCUCUGGAUGAUCAUUAAUGUUGAACCCUCCUGCUUUCUUUCUUUUGUUAACUCUGAGUUGGCUGCUGUUAAUUCACCCUUCAUGUGAAAGAAUCUUCUAAUUUGCUGAAGAUUGUCAAGAAAAUAUCUGCAGCUUCUGCCUUUUUAA
This is a messenger RNA of Rhodamnia argentea, 1339 nucleotides long. Its product is annotated as serine/arginine-rich splicing factor RS31-like. Lineage: Eukaryota; Viridiplantae; Streptophyta; Magnoliopsida; Myrtales; Myrtaceae. The coding region runs from base 332 to 1045 and encodes 237 amino acids. The record is from RefSeq and is a predicted model, not a curated record. The transcript has 5 exons. Gene Ontology annotation, cellular component: nuclear speck. Gene Ontology annotation, molecular function: RNA binding. Gene Ontology annotation, biological process: mRNA splicing, via spliceosome.